AGUUAGUGCGAUGGAUGUACGGCUGCAUGACCCUCUCGUCCAUCUUGGCCCGGCCGUCUAUGCCCUCUGGUGGCGGUCGGCGCGUCGUUGCAUCAUGUCACUCAUGUUUGUCGGAAUUUGAGGGUGCGCUACCACAGGAACACCUUACCAAACGGUCAGGCAGCAAACUUGCUCCUUUCCUGCGCGAGAAAGGCAACGCACAGCCAUUCUUCUCGGCAAGAUUCUUCUUCAACCUCUGCGAGCUUAGCACAUCCCGUCGAGAGAAGAAGAGGAGGAAGGGUGCUUCACGCCACCAGGCUUGCAAAUCCAACAGGGAGAAUGGAAAACACGCGCAUGCAUUCAUAACAAUGACAUGGAUGUGGAUCUGUGGCACUCUCUCGAGUGGUGUGAGCCAGUCAUCCCCCGCUACCUACUCAUUGCUCUUGUCACUCGGGCGAACCCAGAGAUGGCGAGCCACCGCACAGCAGUGUUUGUCUCAAAAGGCGGCCAGCCGGGCACUCGGUCGGCAUGCUCUCAGGUCUGUCUGUAGACAGACAGACAGACAGACGAAUAAAUAGACUGACUGGGUGGUCGAUAGGCUGGCUGCCACACAAGGCGAUGGAUGGACGCUCGCUUCCACAGUUCACACAUUCAUUCUCCAAAAAGAAGACGCGUCGAGACUACCAGUCACCGGACAACACACACAAAUGGAGAAGCAAAGAUGCACACGGCCCAAUCGAUCGACGACAAACCAGAGGGAACCACCCCUCCACAGCGCCCACAGAGUCAAACCACCGACUGAUCGAUUAGCUCAUCCAUCUGUGUCCACUCCUGCCCCUCUCCUCAGCUCGCCAAGGGCGCGGCCAGAGGAAGGCAAACAGCAGUGAUGGGCUAGUGGUUGCGAGGCGGUGUGGCGAGGAAACGAACAAACACAACACGCAAUGCAUUGAUUGCAUUGCCCCGCCCGGCCCGGCCCGUCCACAGCUGCCGAUCGAUCCCCCGCUACUCCUGAGGAGCGGCGAGGGCAGAGCAGCAGGGGACUGACUGACUGACGAGGGAAUGCGCUGCGGUGACAGAAAAGACCGACCGACCGACAAACGACGACAGCCAUUCAUCCAUCCAUCCAUCCAUCCACCUCUGCCACACACAUUCUUCCCCCAAAAGGAAGACGGAUGACAACCGACACUCCCAACCAUUCCGUGACUUCGCCCAACCGCCCAUAAGCACAGUCGACCGACACUGAGUGCCCCCGAGGCCCAACACACAUGAAAAACAAAAGAUGGAGAAAAUACAGAUUGAUCGACGACAAAAUGAAACCCACGAGACACCACAGGCGGCACCCAUCCGACCAGCCAGCCAAAGUCUUUGUCCGUCUGUCUGUCUGUUGCGGCAUAGAGCACCAUGCGCACACCUACACCUGCCUCCCUGUGUGUCGUCCUUACGUGUGUGUGAUCCAGCCCAGCCAGCCAGCCCUCGUGUAUGUGUGCUGGGAGCAGAGAGAGGGAUGAGUGGUGGAUGGAAGGAAAGAUACCGUACAGUCAGUCACUCGGGCACCCGGGCAGACGACACAUGAGCGGAACCAGCCACACGACGCCCUCACAAAUUGGCGGGGCAGACAGACCAAACAAGAUACUCACACAUAACACACAUACACACAUUACAAUCAGCACACGCAGGGCAGCCAAAUGACGACAAAUCACAGACAAAGAGCGGGACAAAUCGAAAAAGAGGCACGCGUGUCAGUCUGGUGCGUUUAGGUGAGUGUGGGCUGACGGAGACAUCACAGCGUUACGCUUCGCUGAUGUUGAAAGAAACACCAUCACACACCAUUGGCAGGCAGGCCACCCAUAUCAGCCGUAUCUCUCUGGUUCUGUGAAACCCAGCCCUACAGCCAGGCCAUCCCCAUCGUCUCCUCCCGCCCCUAUUGUCCCUAUCAGUCAGUCUGUGGGUGUUUGUUAUGUGUGAGUGUGUGUUGGGUCAGUUGUGUGUGUGUCCCUCCCUGCACCAGCCGCAGCACAUGCCCUCCGGGAACAUGAACGACCACACCUUGCUCCAGAAGCCCGCCGUCGGCUGCUGGGCCGCUCCCUCUGUGCCGUCCUCUGUCGUCAGCUCGCUGCCCGUCUCAGUGUCCUCCUUCGGCAGACGCUGGUCCUCGCCAAACACGAACACACUCUCUGCAUCCACACCCACACAUAUGCCGCAUCGUCUCGCGCUUCCAUCUCGUGUGUGUGGACCCACUCACCUUUCGAGACGGUGGGCAGGUUGGGCGUCUUGGUGCUCACGCAGUGCAGCGGCCGAGCCGACAGACUCAAAUCGGAAUCAGCUGCGGCCGCCUGAGUGAAGCGCAGUGACAACACCGAACACAGAGACCGUACGGUCUCCACCGCUCUCUGUUCAACUCAUUGUCUGUAUCUGCACCUCAUCGAUGGGUUCUUCUGGCGGUGAUUCGGCAGCCACCUCAACAGCACUCUCACCACCGCCGGCACGAGUCGGUGCGACGGCGGUGCUUCUGGUGGUGCCCAACCGUCCCUCACGGCUGCGUCCGUCCACGCCUCCGCUGCGGAGUCUUCCUUGCGUGAGAUGGUCGAAGGCCUCACCACCGCAGCGCGGGCCGCGUCACACGGCCCACAGCACAAGAAUGACGCCGGAUCACCCGCUGCUGCUGCUACACCACAACAUAGCUGCAGCAAUGUUAAGAACGGCAAGAAGACUUUCUCAUGUCCUUCGCUCACCUUGACUUUGUCCUGCAGCAGCCGAAUCCUUUCGCGCACCACAUCCGCCUCGGCAGGCAGCUGAGAAGAGAACCGCACACAAGCAAACAGCAAACAGGAGAGCCGUGUGUAACGUGAGCAAACGCACAGAGCAUCACGACCCGACGCCGCCACG
Messenger RNA from Vitrella brassicaformis, 2865 nucleotides. Lineage: Eukaryota; Vitrellaceae. The record is from the annotation of a GenBank genome assembly.